CUUGGUGCGCGGGCACAGCAGCCAGGCUGCCGGAGAGCUGAUCUCGGAGAUUCGGGUGCGGAGCCCUUGGCCUGGAGGCGAUAUGGGUGGUCCGUGGCCUGGUUCAGUCGUUUGCAGCCGCCUAGGGAACAGGCCUGUCUGGCCCUAAGGGAGCCCUCUUUCGAAGUGGUGGUGCUCGGAAGACCUGCUCUCUGCGUUGCUGGGCACCUGUAGGUGUCCCUCGAGAGCUCAGUUUUGAGGUUCAAGUCAGUGUGGCCAUGAAGGGGCUGCCUAUUGGGCUGAUGCUGUGACCCCGGAGUCUUCCUCUCCUGCCAGUCCCCCUGCCCGGAACAUGUGGCUGCAGCCCUCGCUGUCCCUGAGCCCCACGCCCACAGUUGGCCGGAGCCUGUGCCUCACCCUGGGCUUCCUCAGUUUGGUGCUGAGGGCCAGUACCCAGGCCCCAGCACCCACAGUCAAUACUCACUUUGGGAAGCUAAGGGGUGCCAGAGUACCAUUGCCCAGUGAAAUCCUGGGUCCUGUGGACCAAUACCUGGGGGUACCCUACGCAGCUCCCCCGAUCGGCGAGAAACGUUUCCUGCCCCCUGAACCACCCCCAUCCUGGUCGGGCAUCCGGAACGCCACACACUUUCCCCCAGUGUGCCCCCAGAACAUCCACACAGCUGUGCCCGAAGUCAUGCUGCCAGUCUGGUUCACUGCCAACUUGGAUAUCGUCGCCACUUAUAUCCAGGAGCCCAACGAAGAUUGCCUCUAUCUGAAUGUGUAUGUGCCCACGGAAGAUGUAAAGCGGAUUUCCAAGGAAUGCGCCCGAAAGCCCAACAAGAAAAUUUGUAGGAAAGGAGGAUCCGGCGCUAAGAAACAGGGCGAGGACUUAGCGGAUAAUGACGGGGAUGAAGAUGAAGACAUCCGAGACAGUGGUGCUAAACCUGUCAUGGUCUACAUCCACGGAGGCUCUUACAUGGAAGGAACAGGCAACAUGAUUGAUGGCAGUGUUCUUGCAAGUUACGGCAACGUCAUCGUCAUCACCCUCAACUAUCGGGUCGGGGUGCUAGGUUUCCUGAGCACUGGAGAUCAGGCUGCCAAGGGCAACUAUGGGCUCCUUGAUCAAAUCCAGGCCCUUCGCUGGGUGAGUGAGAAUAUUGCCUUCUUUGGAGGAGAUCCCCGUAGAAUUACUGUCUUUGGCUCUGGCAUCGGUGCAUCCUGUGUCAGUCUCCUUACACUGUCUCAUCAUUCUGAGGGGCUUUUCCAGAGGGCCAUCAUCCAAAGUGGCUCUGCUCUAUCUAGCUGGGCUGUGAACUACCAACCAGUGAAGUACACCAGCUUGCUGGCAGACAAAGUGGGCUGUAACGUCCUGGACACUGUGGAUAUGGUGGAUUGUCUUCGACAAAAGAGUGCCAAGGAGCUGGUAGAACAGGACAUUCAGCCAGCUCGCUACCAUGUGGCUUUUGGCCCUGUGAUUGAUGGUGAUGUCAUUCCUGAUGACCCUGAGAUCCUUAUGGAGCAGGGAGAGUUCCUCAACUAUGACAUCAUGCUAGGCGUCAACCAGGGUGAGGGUCUCAAGUUUGUGGAAGGGGUGGUGGACCCCGAGGAUGGCGUCUCGGGCACUGACUUUGACUACUCUGUCUCCAAUUUUGUGGACAAUCUGUAUGGCUAUCCUGAGGGUAAGGACACCCUGCGGGAGACUAUCAAGUUCAUGUAUACGGACUGGGCAGACCGAGAUAACCCCGAGACCCGCCGUAAAACACUGGUGGCACUCUUCACUGACCACCAGUGGGUGGAGCCUUCAGUGGUGACAGCCGAUCUGCACGCCCGCUAUGGCUCACCUACCUACUUCUACGCCUUCUACCAUCACUGCCAGAGCCUCAUGAAGCCCGCAUGGUCAGAUGCAGCACACGGGGAUGAAGUGCCCUAUGUUUUUGGUGUCCCUAUGGUAGGUCCCACUGACCUUUUCCCCUGCAACUUCUCCAAGAACGAUGUUAUGCUCAGUGCUGUUGUCAUGACCUAUUGGACCAACUUUGCCAAGACCGGGGAUCCCAACAAGCCGGUACCCCAGGAUACCAAGUUCAUUCACACCAAGGCCAACCGCUUUGAGGAAGUGGCCUGGUCCAAAUACAAUCCCCGGGACCAGCUCUACCUUCACAUCGGGCUGAAACCAAGGGUUCGUGAUCAUUACCGGGCCACAAAGGUAGCCUUUUGGAAACACCUGGUGCCCCACCUGUACAACCUGCAUGACAUGUUCCACUAUACAUCCACGACCACCAAAGUGCCGCCCCCGGACACCACCCACAGCUCCCACAUCACCCGUAGGCCCAACGGCAAGACCUGGAGCACCAAGCGGCCGGCCAUCUCACCUGCCUACAGCAAUGAGAAUGCCCCUGGGUCCUGGAAUGGGGACCAGGAUGCGGGGCCACUCCUGGUCGAGAACCCUCGAGACUACUCCACUGAAUUAAGUGUCACUAUCGCUGUGGGGGCCUCCCUCCUGUUUCUCAAUGUGUUGGCCUUUGCUGCCCUCUAUUACCGUAAGGACAAACGGCGCCAGGAGCCCCUGAGGCAGCCUAGCCCCCAAAGGGGAACUGGUGCCCCUGAAUUGGGAACUGCUCCGGAGGAGGAGCUGGCAGCAUUACAGUUGGGUCCCACUCACCAUGAAUGUGAGGCCGGCCCCCCACAUGACACACUUCGCCUCACAGCACUGCCCGACUAUACCCUGACCCUGCGGCGCUCCCCUGAUGACAUCCCACUCAUGACUCCCAACACCAUCACUAUGAUUCCUAAUUCCCUGGUUGGGUUGCAGACCUUGCACCCCUAUAACACCUUUGCCGCAGGGUUCAACAGUACUGGGCUGCCCCACUCACACUCCACUACCCGUGUAUAGCUCUAUCCUGGAGCACAGCCCAUCUCCCAGCUCCCUCCCUCCCAGAUCCACAAACACACAUGCACACACAUACACAUAUAUGUACACGCACGCACCCACACCCUACAGCAGACCCAUCUGCAUAAACACAGACAGAUGUGGACAUGCACCCGCAUGUACAAAAACACAAAUCCAGACGUGAACCUGAAUAGGCCCUUCAAAUGGGGACACAUAGGAGUCCUUGGUACCAAGGGCCCAUGGAACAGCAGCUGGAACCAGCUCCUUGAGCCCGACCACAGACACUCCUGGGGCCCUGGAAGCCACAGCCGGACACCCCCUUGGUGCUUGCCUUCUCGGAACUGCACCUCUACCAACUGCAGACUCGGGAGCUUUAAAGAGCAGGAUAGCUCUUCCUCCCCCAGACUUGGUCUUUUCUCUGGGUCUUGUUUUUGUUGAUUUUUUUCUUUUUUAAAUUGGAACCAAUGCUAUUCCAGCCCAUUGAGUGCUAAGCAGCUCUGGAAGGGAGGGCUCCAAGAUCAGGACUCUCUGGUUCUGGGACUCCCAAUGUUCAUACAAUCAGACCAAGGAGAAGGACCCUCCAAGACAGUGACAGAUGGGCACAAGACUAUGGGGUGAGAGGAGGAAGAGGCUAGCAAUGGAUGGGGCUUGAGAGCCAGCAAGGACAGAGCACCAACUGGCUCUGGGCCUCCCAGAGAGGACUACAGAGCCUACAGGGUGACCUGCUUCCGCAAAGGCCAGCAGCAGCAGCCUGUCUGGAGAAGCCUAGGUUUGAUAAACUAGGUACUGUGGAGGCCCUGACCUUAUAGGGCCCCUGGGUAUAUAAUCUGGGUUCUGCCUCUGCCCUUGGGGACAUGAUAUCAGAAAUUUGCCCCAUUUUCUUUACAGUCUCUUUGUGUCUGUCAUUUCUCUUUCAAAACAACGGUGUUUUUUUUUUUUUUUUUGUUUUUGGUUUUUUUUUUUUUUUUUUUUUAAGAAAAGUUCUUAAAACACUAACGGAAACCCAUGGAGUUUGUCCUUUGUAAAAAUUUUAAACACAGUGUCUUGAUAUAAAAAUAAAAAAUCCAGUUAGCACUCCCAACCUGCCUCCAUUGCACAGGCCUGCCCCAACAGCCUCUGGAGCCAGGGGCCUGCUCAGGCUGGAAGCUCAAUGCUCCAGCAGCCUGUGGCCUCCUGCCUUGUAGCACCUACAAGUCUGGGCUCUGCUCUACUUGUCCUAGGCCCCCUGCACAAAGCCUCUCUCAUCCUAAUCAUGUUGCUGUACCAUCCUCCUGCCUCCCGACGCUUUGAGUUCCUGCAGCAGAAACCUCUCAUCGCCUCGGGUCUCCUAAUGAAACAGCAAAAAUAAUACUUCCUUCCUCUGCCACCAAGCCACCACCACUGCUGCCACCACCUCCUCCAAAGCCACCACUAUCGUGGUCAUCGUCUUGCCCUCAUCUUGGACUGGUGGCUAGGAGGAGGCUUGACCUCUGACCUGCUGAAACGCUUUCUCCUGUGGAUAUGUGGCAUCAGAUUGUGACCUGCUCUGUCUCCAUUGACUUACAGAAGGGCCAUUCUUCCCUCAAGGGAUGUAGGUUUCCUUUUCUUUGAAUUGGAAUAGCAUAAGUCACUGGAGAUCAAUUUCUCUGGGGGACUGUCAUUAGUGGCUCCCUAACAACUCUGGGGGAUGGAUUCAAGGUGGGGCCUCAUAGGGUUAGCAUUAUGAGGUUUCCUAUUGUCCUCCGUGACUUGAAGGGCUGCAGUUGAAAUCUGCUCGUCAAGUGUGACAGUUGGGCAGGGUUGCCGAUACUCGGAAGCCAGGAAUAGAAUUCUUCAAAGUGACCCUGACAAAAUGAAGGAGAUGAGCCAUCACAAGGCAGGAUGAUGUACAAAGGGGACCAGUGCAAGGUACUGUAUACAAAGAUCGAAGCCAGAACUCAUACAUGAAACCAGAACAGGUAAUGGCUGAACCAACACAGGGACAGUUACCAGAGGGACCGGGAGAGGGAAUGCAUGUUGAAUGAUUUCAUGAUUGGAGAAUAGCUUUGGAGAAUAGCUUUGGGCCCUCUCCUUCUCUUCUUCUUUUUUUUUUUCCUUUAUAGUUUCUGAAACAAAGAUACAAGCAUAUAGUAACAAAAGCGUCAGGGAGGAUCUAGGAAGUAAUCACAGAGGGACUGUUAAAAAAGAAGUCACCCCCGUGGAAAGAGAGGACCAGGAGUUCAAGAUUAUCCUUGGCUACAUAGUGAGCUUGAGGCUAGCCUGGGCUA
Messenger RNA from Mus caroli (Ryukyu mouse), 5112 nucleotides. It is a transcript of the gene Nlgn3, whose product is annotated as neuroligin 3. Lineage: Eukaryota; Metazoa; Chordata; Mammalia; Rodentia; Muridae. The record is from RefSeq and is a predicted model, not a curated record. Gene Ontology annotation, molecular function: neurexin family protein binding. Gene Ontology annotation, cellular component: membrane.